UCUCUCGUCCGGCUGUCAGUUUCGGGGAUUCCUAGCUUAGCAUCGGACCUUUGUGUACACAGGACCCCUCCACAGCUGCAGAAAUGAAGUUCGUUAGGUUCAUCAUGAAAAACGCCGCUUUGGCCAGCGUGCCCAAACACAUCGAGCAUUUCUCCAAAUUCUCCCCCUCACCGCUCUCCAUGAAGCAGUUCCUCGAUUUCGGUUCCAUCAACGCCUGUGAGAAGACGUCCUUUGUCUUCCUGAGACAGGAGCUGCCAGUGAGACUCUCCAACAUUAUGAAGGAAAUCAACCUGCUGCCCAACAGACUGCUCACCACCCCGUCUGUGCAGAUGGUGCAGAGCUGGUACAUCCAGAGUUUAAUGGAGAUCCUUGAAUUCCUCGACAAGAAUCCUGAUAACUUCAAAGUCCUGGGAGAGUUUGUUGACGCCUUAGUGACCAUCAGAAACCGGCACAACGAUGUCGUGCCGACUAUGGCCCAGGGUAUCAUCGAAUACAAAGAGACCUUCCCCCAGGACCCAGUAACCAACCAGAACAUCCAGUACUUCCUGGACCGCUUCUACAUGAGCCGCAUCUCCAUUCGCAUGCUCAUCAACCAGCACACUCUUAUUUUUGAUGGAACCCUCAACCCGGUCCAUCCAAACACCAUUGGGAGCAUUGACCCCCACUGUGAAAUCGCAGAUGUUGUCCAGGAUGCUUUCCACAGUGCCAAGAUGCUGUGUGACCAGUACUACCUUCGCUCCCCUGAUCUGAUUCUCCAGGAGAUGUGCAGCAAGAAGAAGAAGAACCUUCCCAUGAGCAUCGUAUACGUUCCCUCUCACCUCUAUCACAUGCUGUUUGAGCUCUUCAAGAAUGCCAUGAGGGCCACAAUAGAGACUCACGACAACAGCAACACGCUCCCACCCAUCCAAGUCAUGGUGUCUCUGGGAGACGAGGACAUGUCAAUCAAGGUGAGCGACAAGGGUGGCGGUGUCCCCUUUCGGAGGAUCGAGAACCUCUUCAGCUACAUGUUCUCCACUGCUCCGGCUCCACAGAUAGGAGAGCGCACUCGGCCUCCACUGGCUGGCUUCGGCUACGGUCUGCCCAUCUCCCGUCUCUACGCCCAAUACUUCCGGGGGGACCUGCAGCUCUACUCCAUGGAGGGCCACGGCACAGACGCCGUCAUCUACCUGAAGGCGCUGUCCACAGACUCCAUCGAGAGGCUGCCGGUGUACAACAAAACCGCUCUGAAGAACUACAAAGUGAGCCAAGAGGCCGACGACUGGUGCAUACCCAGUAAAGAGCCUCUAGAUCUGAGCAUCUAUAAGGUUCCCAAGUGAAAGUGGCCCGGUGCUUCGAGCCUACACACCACGAAGCCUUCACAGUUUCUGUCUUCAUAUUCCCAUGUCGUCGUCUGUCAGGGCAGAUGUGUGCACCGGACCUUUUGUUUCUAAUGAGAGGUCAUCUCCAGACUGAACUUAUCUUUUUAGUCAGGUUUUAGCAAUCUUCAUGUUGCUUUUAGUCCCGGUUGUCCUUUCGGGUUCUUCAUAGGAAAAUAGAAAACAGCUACUAACCGAUAGGACUUUGAGAGAUGCUGCUCCAGUGUUGCAUCGUGUGCAGGUAGAGACGGAGCAGGUUACAGGUUUGGUGUUUAGGCUAAAAAAAAAAAGUGUGAGUAUGAGAGGACCGAUGCAGAGGAGGGUUUAUAAUAUUCCAGUUUUACGACACCACACAUGCUGCAGAUGUUUGAGCAGCCACUAAUGGAGGUAUUGAACCUCAUCCUGUAAGGUCACCCAAGCCUUAUAGUAGCAACUUCAUUCAAAGGCUCAUUUCAUUGAAAUACUGAAGUAUCUGAGAUAAUACUCCUGUUGCACCGUGUUCAUUUUGAGAGUACUGUAAUACUGUUGGAUCCGUAGAUUUGAACAAAUGUACGACUGUUACAUUGAUCUGUUGUUGUGCUUACUGUGUGGAUAUUCAUCGGAGCUUUUGAUAUUUCCGACUCUAAAUCACAGUAUUCGCGUUGACUGAUAAGAUACGGCGUUAUCUUAGCAUCAGUUUUUUCUGGAUCGGGAUGAAUGUAAUCCACUCUUCUUCUAUGCAUUCAUUUGCAUUCAUUACGGAGACUUAGAGUGGAUUGAUAGAGCACAGCUAUAGGACCCAUGUGCUCUGUGAUAUAGCAGGCUUUUAGAGCCAGACACCAGAGGAUCUGCCACACUUUUGUUUGUGAGGUUUAAGCCGAGUUCAAUAGAGGCCAGUGUUAUUAAAACCCCAGGAGGCAGUGUAUGCCAUGUUUGAGUUCUCUGUGAUCCAAUGAAGCGAGUCCAGUCUCAGAAUGUCUUUUUACACUGUGCCAUACGAGGAGAAAGAUGUUCCCGGGUCCAUAUGUGUGGAAAAUGCACAGAUUUCUUUUGUAUUAAAUUAAUCUUAAAUCAUACAGUAAGUUAAAGGUUAUUUUUAUAGCUACAUGACUGAAAAGAUUGUAUAUAGUGUGAAUACAGUCCACAUAAUAAAGAACAACUUAAGUAAUAAA
Anarrhichthys ocellatus (wolf-eel) is the source of this 2506-nucleotide messenger RNA. It is a transcript of the gene pdk2a, whose product is annotated as pyruvate dehydrogenase kinase 2a. NCBI's taxonomy places the organism in Eukaryota, Metazoa, Chordata, Actinopteri, Perciformes, Anarhichadidae. Gene Ontology annotation, cellular component: mitochondrion. Gene Ontology annotation, biological process: regulation of glucose metabolic process; protein phosphorylation. Gene Ontology annotation, molecular function: pyruvate dehydrogenase (acetyl-transferring) kinase activity. The record is from RefSeq and is a predicted model, not a curated record. The transcript is spliced from 11 exons. The coding region runs from base 84 to 1316 and encodes 410 amino acids.